Messenger RNA from Misgurnus anguillicaudatus (oriental weatherfish), 890 nucleotides. RefSeq names its product glycoprotein hormones, alpha polypeptide (gene cga). Gene Ontology annotation, molecular function: follicle-stimulating hormone activity. The record is from RefSeq and is a predicted model, not a curated record. Gene Ontology annotation, cellular component: follicle-stimulating hormone complex; extracellular region. Lineage: Eukaryota; Metazoa; Chordata; Actinopteri; Cypriniformes; Cobitidae. Gene Ontology annotation, biological process: thyroid hormone generation; positive regulation of steroid biosynthetic process.
GUACGGGAACAAUCAUAUGUCUCUCUUACACACACACACACACACACACACACACAGAGAGAGACGUAAGCAAGGUAUAUAAACCCCUAUCUGUGUGUUUUGUGUGGUUUUGAGCCGACGGAUUGAUUCCAUCUGACAGGAACAAAGCCAUCAUGUUGUGGACCAUCAGACACACUGGAGCAAGCAUUUUAUUAUUGUUCAUGCUUUUUCAUCUUGGACAGCUAUACCCAAAAAAUGAUUUUACUAACUUUGGAUGUGACGAGUGCAAACUUAGGGAAAACAACAUUUUCUCGAAGCCUGGGGCUCCUGUCUAUCAGUGUAUGGGAUGUUGCUUUUCUAGGGCUUAUCCCACACCACUAAGGUCCAAAAAAACCAUGCUCGUCCCAAAAAACAUCACAUCAGAAGCUACAUGUUGUGUAGCCAAAGAAGUCAAACGGGUAGUUGUCAAUGAUGUCAAACUAGUGAAUCACACAGACUGUCACUGCAGCACCUGUUACUAUCAUAAAUCUUAAGGAUACACUACGACACUCCUGAAUGAUCGCUGGUUCAUCUCUAGUCGUUUUUGCUCAAAUGCACAUUUUCUGAAUGUAAAUCAUUCCGAGUAUAUUGUGUUUAAUGUGACAAUGCUUAUAAUGAGAAUGCUUUUGUAUUUGCUUAUAGCAGUGCUAUUAUAUGUUGCAUGUUUAAAAACACGCAUUUAGAUUAAAUUCUGUGUCCAUAAGAUCUUAAGUAUAAGAAAAAGUUGUAUCUAUGCUCCCAUAAAGGCCUUAAGAUGUUUAAAAUGCAAGACUUGUCAAACAUCAUUCUAUUUAAAACGCUAUUGUUGCUAAAUGAUAGUACUUUAAAACACUUUUCAUCCAAGAAAUCUCAAAUAAAUUGGUAAGACUUUA